Messenger RNA from Drosophila rhopaloa, 709 nucleotides. RefSeq names its product dual specificity protein phosphatase 19 (gene Mkp). Gene Ontology annotation, biological process: protein dephosphorylation; regulation of MAP kinase activity. The coding region runs from base 1 to 618 and encodes 205 amino acids. The transcript has a single exon. Gene Ontology annotation, cellular component: cytoplasm. The record is from RefSeq and is a predicted model, not a curated record. Gene Ontology annotation, molecular function: JUN kinase phosphatase activity. NCBI's taxonomy places the organism in Eukaryota, Metazoa, Arthropoda, Insecta, Diptera, Drosophilidae.
AUGAUACUGCUGUAUGAGCUCCAAAAGCGGCUGGCCAACCUGAGACCCACCACCACAGUCGUGACCACUGCCACCGGGGCCCGCUACAUUGAGCGCAGGAGAUCCUCCGGUAGAGAGGAGUGCACAGCCUCGUCUCCGCAGCAGCUGGAGGCCCGCCAAUACGGAUUUGUCGUGGACACUAAGCCUGACGCUUUGCCCGCCUGUAUAUUGAGCGAGUUCCUUUACCUAGGCUCCCAGGAUGCAGUGACUCCAGAAAACGUUCUGAAGUACAAGCUGACGCACAUUCUAAGCGUCGGCAUACAGACGCCGUUUGUGGAGUGGCCUGCGCCAGUAAAAUGUAAGUACUUGCCUUGCCAGGACCUGCCGGAAACGGACCUGAUGCACUUCGUCCUGCCCGUCUCCCUUGAGUUCAUCGAUGAGGCACGGCGGUCGCAGGGCUGCGUUCUUGUCCACUGCAACGCGGGAGUAUCGAGAUCCGCAUCCGUGGUUAUCGGCUAUCUGAUGCAGCGAAGGGACAUGUGCUACGAGGAUGCGUACAAUCUGGUCAAGUCGUGGAGGCCAUGCAUACAGCCCAAUGCGGGCUUCAUGCAGCAGUUGAAAAGUUCUGGUAAAACAUAAGUAGAGUUAAGCAAUAAGCGGCGUAGUUUGGUGUCCAGCUUUUUUUGUAGCUUACAUAUUUGUUGAACAAUACACACUUUUAACCACGAAA